AUGCCAAUGACUGGUUCAAGGCAUCUGGCGUUUGCGGCGUACGCAUGGUACAAGAGAGCACCAAAGCAAGGAUCGUUUCCGGAUCAUUAUGAGGAUCCAUCGCAAUUCUUUCGGGAUAGCACUUCACCAAUCGCAGCGACAUUGUUCUCGUUAAUCUCGUUUGGGAUCGGUAUGGCGAUCAUCAGGGAUACGACCCGGAUUGGACGAUAUAGCCUCCUGGUCUGGACGUUUGUCUCUGUGACGCCACUCUUUUUAAUGAUGGGUACGACAGAGUUCUCGUUUGAACUGCUGUGGUGGUCGAUGCCACUGUUGCUCCAGAUCGUCGAUCUUACCAGCCUCUGGAUCAUGCAGAGUCCCGACGAGGACAUCGUCCGCCUCGAGAACAGCCAGUACAAGCUUAAAGGCGCCUAA
Molecule: messenger RNA, 411 nt
Organism: Linnemannia hyalina
Lineage: Eukaryota; Fungi; Mortierellomycota; Mortierellomycetes; Mortierellales; Mortierellaceae
Source: the annotation of a GenBank genome assembly